Molecule: messenger RNA, 819 nt
Organism: Dioscorea cayenensis subsp. rotundata (Guinea yam)
Lineage: Eukaryota; Viridiplantae; Streptophyta; Magnoliopsida; Dioscoreales; Dioscoreaceae
Exons: 2
Coding region: 1-819 (272 amino acids)
Source: RefSeq, a predicted model, not a curated record
AUGACGGGACUUGAAACUAAUUUUGCUAAAACUUGCCUAUACUCGAGUAGAGUAGGUGAACUCACAGCUCGGGUAAAGACGGAGACCCUCCAUUGUAAUAGAGGUCUGCUCCCUAUCACCUACUUGGGCAUCCCAAUUUCGGGUCGUAGACCCCGUAGGCAAGACUGGGAUGGGAUCAUUCACAAGGUGAGACGUAGGCUAUCGUCCUGGAAGCUGCGUCACAUCUCCUUAGGUGGUCGCCUUACCCUUGUGAAUUCGGUCAUGUCCGCUAUCCCAACGUACUGGAUGUCCAUUUUUUGCUUACCGGUUUGGGUCAUCAAUGACAUUGACCGCAUCAAAAGGGACUUUCUUUGGUCUGGUCUUGAUAUUAAUCAUCCGGGUUGCCGCCUGGUAAGCUGGAAACUUCUCUGUCGACCUAGGGAUCAGGGUGGCUGGGGUAUCCUGGAUCUUGCUAAAUUUAACCAAGCGCUUUUGGGAAAAUGGUGGUGGAAAUACAUGAUGGAUCCUGAUUGGGAUGGUGCAAAGGUCAUUCUUUUUAAUUAUGGAUCUACUCGGUCGAAGUUAUGGCCUAAUCAGGCUGGAAGGAUUUCCUUCUUUUGGAAAGGUGUCUUGAACUACUUGCCGGCUCUUCGGAGCUGCUUAGCUCAAGAUGUGGUCUCUAACAAGGAUACCCUUUUCUGGAAAGAUAAGGGCCCUAGAACGAAGAUGGAGGAUGACAUCAGCACGGUGAGAAGAAGUCUGGAGUUUCUCGACCCUCGUGUUCAGGAGAUUGGCGAGACUCAGACCUCUGAGGAGACACACAUUCCUGGCUCUAUCUAG